ACUCCGUGCCGCAUCCUUCCCAACUACAGAGCUAGGAGUUGACCACACUGCCACUCUGUGUCUGCUCGAAACUCCGCAAAUAUCAGCUCUUCUCGUGACUGUGCCGGUCUACGUUAUGCACAUCGGUGGAUGAAAGCGAUGAACAAUUCCCAGCGGCCUGGCUGUGGACGGUUCCAACUCGAAAGCAAAGAGGACCUCGAUGUUGUAGGGCGUCCGAGUGCAACACAUCAAGUCGAAUGAAUGUCCGGGAAUGAAAAGCAUGGCAAUCUAAGGGAGCAAAAUCGCGCAACCACUACGAGGAAAAAAUUACUGAACUUGGUCCACACUGGAGGCACCAAAAUUAAUCAGAGAAUCGAUUCUAGGCUUGCUCUGUGUCGAAGGUCGAUCUCGAAGACUCUCGAUCGCUCCCCGCGGACUCCGUCCCUUCAUCUCAGCUCUACGGCGCACAGUCGUUGGAGCCCAGGAAGAUAUGAUUCUCAGAAGCUGAAGUUUCAUGACCUCAGGAGUGCAGCAAGGCCCUGAUGGGCAGCCGCAAAUAGAACGUGAGAUAGCAGCUGUCAACAACUGUUCGGGGACGCUCUCAUCUUGCUCCCAUGUGAAUAUAACUUAAAUCGCGUUAUGUGCCGUUUCCAAAAAGUCUGUUAGACUCUCAGACCUAUCCUGAGGGGUAGAUUGGGUCGACCGCUGAACUUAGCCUUUCGCAACCCUGUCCCCUGCUUGGACAGAAUACUUCACGGCCGGCGCUCAACCGCACAUUCUCCAAGUCAUCAAUUCAAGAUCCUUCUCCCGCACUUUCAUAUGACUUCACUGGUCGAGAUGUCGAUUUGGGACGAUUGCGUCACUGGCAGAUGUGUUCCCUGCGCAUAUAAAUCGCGAGACUGUUAUGGGGGACCCAAAUCAGACUCGAGCUACUCGGAAUGGUGCCUCCGCUUCUCUCUCUCGUUGCCGGGCUUUUGCUGUCAGCCACUGUGGCUGCAUCUCCGACCGCUCUAGAGAAGAGACAGUGCACCGCAACCUUGAAUACCGCAAUGUCUGUGGCGGAGACACUGCAGGCGCACUACUUUGACGCGUCGUCCGGCAUGUACAACGGAGGGUCGCUCUGGACCGACGCAAACACACUCGAGGAUCUCCACAAUCUCAUGCUUGCGACCGGGACAGAUCAAUUCUCGGCGGUUGCAGACCAAUCUUUCCUGGGCCGCUCGACGCAAGAUACUAGCGCGGCGCACUGGCAGGGCAUCUUCAACGGUGCCAACGACGAUGCGCUGUGGAUCGUGCUCAGCCUGUGGAAGAUGGCAGACUACAAGGUUGCGCGGGGGAUUGAUGCGACUGCGUAUUGGUCUGGUGGAGCACCGCACACAAUUACAAGAAUGGUACAACUCAAACUCACGGAUGAACAACUGACAAACAAGUCGGCAGCAAUCACAAACCAACUGUUCCUCCUGACUUCUGCCGAAGGCGCCAUCCGAUUCCCCUCCCAGAGCAUGUUCCUCCCGAAUGCCAUCAAGACAUGGAACUGGCUACGCGCAAGCGGCAUGCGCAACUCACAAGGCCUGUGGAAUGACGGACUGACGCUGGACACUUGUGUCAACAACGGCCAGACGACGUGGACGUACAACCAAGGCGUUAUCGCAUCCGGGCUCUCCUCGCUGGCACUGGCCACCGGGAACACGACAUUGCUGGCGGAAGCGCAGAUCACACUCGAUGCGACGAUCGCGCAUUUGAGCGAGAACAACAUCCUCAAGGAGACCUGCGACAACGCUGCCGCGGGGGGCAGCGUCUGCGAUGCAGACCAGCAACUUUUCAAAGGGCUGUGGACCAAGCAUCUGCAAUAUUUCCUCGACCGGGCCAAUAGCCCUGCGUUGAAUUCCAAAUACAGCGGAUUCCUGGGCUCGCAGUCGUCGGCCGUAUUCCACUUUGGGACCGACGCCAACAACGACGUCGGCUCCGUGUGGUAUGCCCCAAACGCGGGUGGAUCCAUUUUCACACCCAAGACGUCAGCCAGCGGGCUCGAAGCACAUGUUGCGGACGCGAAAUACGGUCCCUGCUGAUGAUGAUACACACAAACAAUAAGUAAGUAAACGGCACAGAGUAGUGGGUAGAUAUAGCACAGAAUGUAAGUUAGUCGUCGUCGUCAUGAACGGAGCCGAAG
Messenger RNA from Mycena citricolor, 2149 nucleotides. The record is from the annotation of a GenBank genome assembly. Lineage: Eukaryota; Fungi; Basidiomycota; Agaricomycetes; Agaricales; Mycenaceae.